Colossoma macropomum (tambaqui) is the source of this 1866-nucleotide messenger RNA. RefSeq lists its product as uncharacterized. Bases 160 to 1866 code for a protein of 568 amino acids. NCBI's taxonomy places the organism in Eukaryota, Metazoa, Chordata, Actinopteri, Characiformes, Serrasalmidae. The transcript is spliced from 7 exons. The record is from RefSeq and is a predicted model, not a curated record.
UGAACUCUGACACGCUUGACCAAACAGCAGUGAGUCUGUAAGAGGGAAAGAGACGGGAUUCGGAGAGAAAGAGGGGAAAAAGAAUAAAAAUACAGAGAACUUUGUUUACUUUGACACUGGAAGGUUCUUAUUUCAGUCAGAAGAACCAAAAGCCUCUCAAUGUGGAUCCAGGACGAGCACAGCGGACGUGUCUUCUCUACAAGGCCCCAGUCUCAGAGUGGACCACGGAGCUACUCUCGUCCCUUCCACCGUGUCCGCCGCUCUGGGAGAUGCAUCUUCAACAAUGCCUGGUUGUCCAGCUCACGAGGCUGGACUCAGGAGAGCAAGGCACCUUCCUGUUACUUCUCCUUUGUCAGCAGAGCUGUGCUAUGGAACAGAGGAACCCACCAUCAUACGGACGUCCUCCACAAGCAGGGACCUCCGCCCCUGUGUUCACGGUUUGAGGCUCAUAUGAGGGCCCAUCCUGGACCAGCCCGGCCCCCAUGUUUCCUGAGCAGGCUACCCCAGCCAAGACUCCCUCAGCUACUGCACAAAGGGAAGCCCCUCAGCGCUCCAAGAGCAGCAACUAGGACCGAAACCCAGAGACGCUUGCAGUGCCUGAGCGAUUACACUAGGAGGCGCUUCGCUGAGGCGCUUCCCAGCGUUCCAGCAUCUCCCAACCCAAGUGUAGCCUCUCCAGACCCUCCCUUCUGCCCAACACCACCUGCCCAAUCAGGGACAAACCCAGAGGAGUCCCUGUGUGUCUCUUCUAACCCGUCUACCCCAACAAGGCACGAAAAAGUCAGUGACGUUCCUUUGGCAGGACUUUCCUCUCCACAUCUUGACUGUGAGGACUAUGAAGAGCCUGAAGGUGAAAUGGUGACCCCACUGACAAUGACUCCUGAACCCCCAGCAACCCCCAUGACCCCAAGUUCGCUUUCUGACUUCAGUCGUCCUGCGUCCAGUCAGUUCAGCUUUAGAACUGACCUAAGCAGCAGCCUUUCCAAUGCACACUCAGUGAACCUGAGUGAUAUUGACGCUGACAAUGAUGGUGACGUUGGAGAUAAAGACGAUGAUGGCAACAGUGAUGACCUAGAGGCCUGCUCUUCCUCCCUGUCUGAGCUUCGCUUCAGCUCAUUCAUUGGCUCAGCCUUGACCUCCUCCACCCCACCGAUAUCUCCUGAAUGCUGUCUCUCCAGAUCGCUCACCUCUCCCAGCCCAGAAACAUCAUCCACUUGCUUUCCAGACAACUCAAAGUAUGACCAUAUAAUCCAUGGCCCAAACCUUCCACUGAGACAAGCCAGUAUAGACAAAGGUUCAAGCCCCCGUCACACAACUCCAGAAGCUCAGUCCAGAAUGGCACCUGCUUCUCCAGUGGAGGCUUGUUCUGAUUGGAGCGCCUUCCACUGGCCAGUACUUCCACCAAUCGCAUCUCAGAGAGGCGACACAGAGACGGGAGCAUCUCUCAGCUCCCCAUUCAGCCGCUCUGAGUCAGACAUGUUCGCUGAGCUGGAGGCUGUGGCCCCCAGGACUGGGUCCUGUCUGUCUCUGGACCACCCUGACUGCAGCGACACUGACCCCACCUCGCCAACCACAGAUGUGAGUCCUGGUCUGGCUGCUCUGACCAUUGGCUGUGAUUCAGGUGACCUAGGCUCACUGUCCCGUGUCCAGCUCCUGCUACUGGAGCGCAGAGCGUCGGAGGAGGAGCCGGAAUCCCCCCCGAGGCCGGACUGGAGCAGCCCGCUUGGGCGAAGGGCCCAUUAUGAGGCUGGCCUUCAAGUGUGGAGUGUGGGCAUUCCCCAGCAUUAUCAGGCCACAGGUACAGACUGUAUCAUACGGUCUGCCUCGCAACACCUGCCUAGCGCAGAGGAGGACAUGGGAGACUGA